ACGACAGUGUAACUUAAUUCAGAGUGUUAUUGUAGAAAUUAUUUUCAUUUAUUUGUCUCGAAAAUACGUAAAAAAAUAAUCUUAAUGUAAAUAAAUAAUUUAUAAAGGAAGUUGAUCCUAGAGAGUGUACAACAGUGAACGUAUAUUGUGUUCAAUUAUACAAAACAAGAUCAUGGAACAAGCACAAGACCCGCCAGCUCCAUAUCUGCAAAUGUGCACCAUCCUUGCAUGCCCAAGGAAUGCUGAGGGAAAAACUGAGGGAACAACAAGUGGUAUUCUAAUUGAUCCUUGCCAGGGGUUGGUUCUGACACAUGCCUCCCUGCUCUACCCAUUGCACGAGCAUUUCAGUCCAGAACUUUUGCGUAAUCUGGAAAAUCAUGGAUCCUCUCUUGUUGGGACCAAGUUAUUUAAAUAUCAUGUUGACAUUGAGGUUACUUUGCCGAAUAUGAGUUUAGUUGAUGGGGGAGCCAAUAAGCUUGUAUCAAAUUCUGACAAAUCAUUAUACACAGUGCUAAGUUCAAGCACUGCAGAAAGCGUAAAGUCAGUCGGACAAUAUCAUGGUAGAGUAAAACUUGUUUUUGAAGCCAAGCGACUCAAAGAUGUUAUCAGAAAACUGCUACCCAAAGACCAGUGGCAGUUUGAACAAGAUGACAACGGUAGCCUUAGCAUUGCUGAAAACAAGAAAGAAAUAAAGAAGAAUGAAUACUUCUAUUACACCCUUUUGCCAUGUUUUGUGCUAAUAAAACUAACUGACUAUCAUCCCACACAUAAUAGUUUAAUAUUCAGGGAUGCAAAAGACAACAAAGUAGGGGAUCCUGUGGAGAUUUGUGCCACACCAUUUGGUAGUAUGAGUCCAGAGGUGUUUCUAAACAGCUGCAGUCGGGGUAUUAUAAGCAAGAUAGCGGGGCCAGGCAGAGUCCUGAUGAUGACGGAUGCCAGAUGUGUGCCGGGAUGUGAAGGAGGGGGACUGUUUUUUGUGCACAAAAAUAAGAGGUACCUCUCAGGAAUGAUGAUAGCUACUCUAUGCUGGAGAAACAGUGAAUGGGUGGGGCUCUCCCUUGCCUGUGCAAUAUCAGAGCUGGUGGGGAGUCUCCGUAAACAUGCACUUGUGGACAGUCACAUCUCUCCAACCGCUGGGAUGCUCGAUAAAGGAUAUGCUACCAAGAUAAAAACAAUGUUGUCCAUGGCAGUCAGUAUAUCUGUGGGAGCAAACUGGGGUUCAGGCAUCAUACUGGACCAACACAGGGGCAUCUAUCUGACAUGUAGUCAUGUCCUUAAGGGCGUGGAAUACCAGAAAAAUGUUAUAGUACAAAAUGAGGCUUCUGAUGAGAAGACACAAAGCAGCAUAGUGUUCCGCAGUGUGCCAGGUCGGCAGUUUGACGUUGCAGUUGUUCAGUCGGAAGUAACUGUGCAUGAUACUCCUGGCUGGGAAAAGCACAUAGUCUUUGAGUAUGCUGAGCCUGUUGAAGGUGAAGUGGUGUUCGUGGUGGGAUAUGGCAUAUUUAGACACAGUUUUGGCAGAGUUCCCAUGGUAAACAGGGGUAUUGUGUCGAAGGUCAACAGCGUCAAUGGUGUUCCAAUAAUGGUCCAGACAACCUGUGCAGUGCAUGCAGGUGUGAGUGGUGGGGGCGUGUUCAACAUCCAUGGACAGCUGGUUGCCAUGGUGAUUUGUAAUUCAAGGGACACUGCCUCAGGGGCCAGCUAUCCCCAUGUGAACAUGUGCAUUCCCAUCGCAACUUUGGCACCCACACUGAACAAGUAUCUGCAAACUGGAGAUGAAACAGUUUUGCAAGUCUUAUCCACGAAAAACAAACAGAUAAAACAGCUUUGGAGCAUGGGGACUGAAGACUACUGUUCUAUCAUGAGCCGGAUGUAGCCCAGUGCUAGCUGAAGUUUUCAACUGUCCUGUCAUGAGCUGCAUGUUGCCCAGUGCUAGCUGAAGUUUUCAACUGUCCUGUCAUGAGCUGCAUGUUGUCCAGUGCUAGCUGAAGUUUUCAACUGUGCUGUCACGAGCCGGAUGUUGUCCAGUGCAAGCUGAAGUUUUCAACUGUGCUGUCAUGAGCCGGAUGUUGCCCAGUGCUAGCUGAAGUUUUCAACUGUCCUGUCAUGAGCUGGAUGUAGCCCAGUGCUAGCUGAAGUUUUCAACUGUCUUGUCAUGAGCCGGAUGUUGCCCAGUGCAAGCUGAAGUUUUCAACUGUCCUGUCAUGAGCCAGAUGUAGCCCAGUGUUAGCUGAAGUUUUCAACUGUUUCAUCAUGAGCGGGAUGUAGCACAGUGCUAGCUGAAGUUUUCAACUGUCUUGUCAUGAGCCGGAUGUAGCCCAGUACUAGCUGAAGUUUUCAACUGUUCUGUCAUGAGCCGGAUGUAGCCCAGUGCUAGCUGAAGUUUUCAACUGCCUUGUCAUGAGCCGGAUGUUGUCCAGUGCUAGCUGAAGUUUUCAACUGUCUUGUCAUGAGCCGGAUGUAGCCCAGUGCUAGCUGAAGUUUUCAACUGCCUUGUCAUGAGCCGGAUGUUGUCCAGUGCUAGCUGAAGUUUUCAACUGCCUUGUCAUGAGCCGGACGUAGCCCAGUGCUAGCUGAAGUUUUCAACUGCCUUGUCAUGAGCCGGAUAUUGUCCAGUGCUAGCUGAAGUUUUCAACUGCCUUGUCAUGAGCCGGAUGUUGUCCAGUGCUAGCUGAAGUUUUCAACUGCCUUGUCAUGAGCCGGAUGUAGCCCAGUGCUAGCUGUAACAUGAUUUUAAGCAACACACACAGUCUUCUUGAUUUAUAUUUUUAUGUUUAAUAUAGGUAAUGUUAUCACUAUUAAACUUUAAAAUAUGAACUCUAAUGUUAUCGAAUAACAUGUAUAUUGUUAGUGCCAUGAGGAAAGUGCAAUAUAAUUCAGCUACAUUUUGUUGUUCAUUUAUAGGUAUAUGCUACUUUUGUUACAUUUGUUUCAUUCCAGAUAAAUUAUUUAUGACA
Molecule: messenger RNA, 2957 nt
Organism: Mya arenaria
Lineage: Eukaryota; Metazoa; Mollusca; Bivalvia; Myida; Myidae
Product: peroxisomal leader peptide-processing protease-like
Exons: 10
Coding region: 173-1876 (567 amino acids)
Biological process (GO): protein processing; regulation of fatty acid beta-oxidation
Cellular component (GO): peroxisome
Molecular function (GO): serine-type endopeptidase activity
Source: RefSeq, a predicted model, not a curated record